AGGAAUGUGUAAAUGGCAAAGUAGUAGACACUGGAAAGAGGAGUGAUGCCAUCCAAAAGCCUUUUAACUGUGUAGUAAGGGCAAAUUAGUGACCAUGGUUAGAUUAACACAGCCAGCCACCCAAUUCCACUCUUUGACAGAGCCUAUAUAAUACCCCUCCAAGUGAUGAGCCUGCUCCAUUUUGAGUAGUGACUAAGUAAAUGAAGUGAAGCAUUUUGUUGCUCAGCAAGAGGGUCUCUCUCUAAGGAUAAUAAGUAAAAAGGCGUUGGUCAGGUCACCGUAGUCUUCACUUUUCACUCUUGUUGCGAUGUGUCCUCCAGCACCUGACCCUCCUGCUGAUAUGGUUCAUGGGGCUGACGAUGAAGUCAUUAUGCAUCUGGAUAGAAUCAGACAGGGAAAGCCUCUUCCAAACAAUGUGAUUGAUGAUACAAAUCCUUUCCAGUUCAAUCCGUCAAAUUUACCAACUGGUGGAAUUUGGUACCUAGUGGGCUCAACUGAGAAGAUGGAGAAUAAAUUUGGCUUCUGGAGAGAAAAGGGAACCGCCCUUGAUAUACGGACAGGCUCUGCUAUAAGUGGUCGGAGAACUACCCUGGAGUUUAUUGAAUUCCAAAAUGCUCGAGAACAAAAAUCUAAUUGGAUAAUGCAUGAAUACAAGAUAACAGAAACCAGCAAAGGAAAGGAAUCAAGAGUAAUGUGCAGAGUUUUGCAGUCAGGUGGACGAAGCUCAAAUAUAGAUCUUCGCCCCAAUUCGAGACAAGCUGUAUCGUUUGAACAAGGUUCACGAAGCCCAUCCCUGAAGCAUAGUGGAGUUGAUGGAAAUAAGCUUCUAUCUGAGGCUGACAGGCUUUUGGAACCACGAACAAGAGAGCCUCCUUAUAUGUUUGACGGUGACUAUUUGGAAUUGGAUGAUCUUGCUGACCCACAAUCAAGUUCAACCAGCGCAGAUAAUUCAAGCUGCUCAAGCUUUACUUUAGAUGAAUAUUUUGAUUCACAUGCCCUGUUGCAGGAGUUGGAGGAUAAGAAUAAUCAAGGGCUACGAGAAACAGGUACAAGUUCAAAAUUCAGUGUCACUGCAUCUGUUCCACCAAGUGAAGUGGUUAUGCUGCCAGCCACUUUAGGUUCUCUAGUUUGUACUAGUGGAAGACAACCAUCUGUUGGAUGCACAGCACCCUCAUCAGUCCUCAAGACACAGAAUGUUGGAGAAAGAAUUCCAGAUCACACUGCUAAAAAGCCAAGGACCGAGAAAAAGGAAGAAGAUUCAGCAGGGUCCCUAUGCCCGGCACCCCCUUUGGGAAAUGCUGGCAAAUCCACAUCAAAAGGAAAAGAGAAGGCUGCUAGUGUCAAUACCAAAAGGCUGAAAAAGUACAUGUGUUUCAUGCCAUUCUAGGCUGUAAUUGCAUACUCUGCGUAUAACCUCUGUGUCAUUAGGUGACUGCAAUCAGUGACUAGCAAAAAUACCAACCCAUCUAGGCUCUUGACUACGUUCUGUUAUGUAAUCUGCAUUCUUGAUCUGGUGAAUGGAAGGAAAAGCUGCUCAGUUGUCGAUAGGAUUCAAGUACCAUAUAGGAAAUUUUACAGAAAAGAAAAGAAAAGAAAGCAUGGAACAAGAAGCUAGUAUUAUAAGUGUAGAUCAGCUAGGCUGCUGGCGACGUGGUACAUCUUUUUUGAGCUAAGACGAAGAGGAAGUAAUCAGCUUUAGAAAGUGUAGGAGCUGUUAGCCAGGCAUCUUGGCUUUUUUAUUUUUACUGUACAAUUGUAAUGUGACGAUAGACUUCUUUAGCCAAACGUGUGUUGUAGAGUUUUCCGCGUCUAUUUUAGAGGAAACUUCCGAUCUUGUCUGUGGCCACAUUAUAUACAUACAUAGUUAUUAUGAUGACA
This is a messenger RNA of Coffea eugenioides, 1878 nucleotides long. RefSeq names its product NAC transcription factor 29-like. The record is from RefSeq and is a predicted model, not a curated record. The transcript has 6 exons. The coding region runs from base 308 to 1387 and encodes 359 amino acids. NCBI's taxonomy places the organism in Eukaryota, Viridiplantae, Streptophyta, Magnoliopsida, Gentianales, Rubiaceae. Gene Ontology annotation, biological process: regulation of DNA-templated transcription. Gene Ontology annotation, molecular function: DNA binding.